Molecule: messenger RNA, 1582 nt
Organism: Zea mays
Lineage: Eukaryota; Viridiplantae; Streptophyta; Magnoliopsida; Poales; Poaceae
Exons: 1
Coding region: 372-950 (192 amino acids)
Source: RefSeq, marked predicted
CUUUGAUUUUUUUCCUCCCUUGCGUGUCGUCUCUCUCUCCCUUGCGUGUCGUCUCUCUCUCGGCCACUAGCUCGCUCGCCUCUGCAGCUUUCUUCUCCACCGCGCCCUGGCUGAGCUCGGCGUCCUCCUCUACCACGGCUCCCAGUCCUUCUCUGCGCGGCGCUCCUGUGUUCCAAGCUCGUCGUGGAGCUUUGUCUCUCCAGUCGUCGCGCUCGGGAGUCCUUGUUGUGCUCGCCUCAGCGCUCUGGCCGAGCCCCUCACGCGUGCUCGUCUCUCUCCUCUGCCCGGCCCCAAGCUCCUGCGCGUGGCUCCCUGCUCGCGUCUCCGGCCAUCUCCAGCUCGCUGGCCGCGACCCCCCCGAGGUUUUUCCCAUGGCCGGCUCACUGCUCAACCCAAGCCGAGGUCGUGUACGAAGCAGCAAGCCUCAGAUUCUUCCGCGCCGCGUGCGUCGACUCGAUUUGCAACCCUGUGUCAUCGAUCUGUGCAGCCCCGACGUCAGCCCCAACAUCGAUCUGCGCGCGUGGAUCCGACGUCGCGUCUCGCUCUCUGGUGGUCGAGCUCACCCAGCUCGCCUCCUGUCUUCAACUAUGGAUGGCAGCCACCUUGGAUUGUUCAUAAACUCCGCCGCUCAGUGCCGCGUCUCCAGCACCAGCGUCCCUGCUCCUUGUUCCUCCAUGGCUGCGUCGCGCGCGUUCCGUUGUUCCUACGCGUGCUGCCGCAAAGCUCUCUGUUCUGUUCGCUUUCGUCGCAUUGUCGUGCGCGCGAAACUGCUUGCAGUCGAUAUCGAGUCCGUGACGCGCGCGUUGGACACGGUGAAACGCUACGUGUGCUUAUGUCCGAGCCCGACCGUGACCUCGCUUUGCUCCUCGCGUCACUGCUCACCGAGUCUUUCCUCAGCCCGUGAUCUCUCCCUGCCUGUCGUUGCGUCGUUCGUCGUCCUUUGGUCCUAGUCUGACCCAUCCGUGCGUUCGCUCCUCAUCCAUCGGGCUUCACGCGUGCUCGCGUUUGUCGUCGAGCUGUUGAACCCGUCCUCCCUUGCUCGUAACUUCGUCGUCGCUAGAAUCCUCACUAGAUUCGUGUCCUCGCCAGCCCGCUCCAUAUUCAAUCUCGUCGUCGUUCCGCGCGUCAGCAAAAGAUCCUAAGAAUCGGGUGAAGACGAAGCUAGCAGCAUGGUAUUCACCAAGUGCGUGAUAGGAAGCUCGAGCCAGGAUUUAUCAGCAUUCGUACGAGAUUUGGGUCGUGUUUGAUGCUGGUGAGCCGAUUUAUAAUUUUUGUAAGUUUAUCUGAUGAUUGGAUUAACUAGAAUUAUUAGUCGUAAUAAUCCUCGUAUUUAGCGCAGGCGCGUUAUGGUAGUGUUAAAAAUAAGUGAAGAACGAUGGGUUUAGUAAUGUGAAAGGUAGAUUAAUUUAGGGAUAUCUAAGCGAGGUGACGACGUAAAGGAUAGAUUUAGUAUUUCAUAUAACCAUCUGAUGAAUUUUGUCGUUGUCAAUUGCAUUAAAUAAAUAACAUAAAGAAAUGUUUGAUUAAUUGUUGACAUGUAAAAUAUGUGAGGAGUGAAAUAAAAUUAAAAUAGUUCUUUGUG